AGGAGAUGCCUGACACUUCCAAGCGCAGGAACUGGGAACGAUGGCUAUGACAACGAGAACAAUGAUCUGAUAUUGAAUGUGGAUGACAUCCUGGUGAUGAAGGAAAGAAGAUACAUUGUCAGGGAUAUGCUGGGCCAAGGCACCUUCGGGCAGGUCGUGCGAUGCUUUCGAGAGGACACCCGUGAAGAAGUGGCUGUCAAGGUCAUCAAAAAUCAGACGGCCUUCUAUCAUCAGGCUCGUGUCGAGGUUGGCGUCCUGCAGUUUCUGAACACCCGGGGAGAUCCAGAGAACAGGCAUCACAUUGUGAGAAUGCGUGAUUUCUUCGUCUUCCGCAAUCAUCUCUGCCUGGUUUUCGAGCUCCUAAGUGUCAAUCUCUACGAGCUCGUCAAGCACAACCAGUUCAGGGGCCUGUCUAUGAAUCUGCUGCGCGUCUUCAUCUCCCAGAUCCUGGAUGCGCUGUCGGUGUUGCAUGAGUGCAACAUCAUCCACUGCGACCUCAAGCCGGAGAACGUGCUGCUCAAGGGGCUCGACUCGGGCGAGAUCAAGGUCAUCGACUUUGGCUCCGCCUGCUUCGAGAACCGCACCAUGUACUCCUACAUCCAGUCGCGCUUCUAUCGCUCCCCCGAGGUGCUGCUGGGCUACCCGUACGACGUGGCGAUCGACAUGUGGUCGCUGGGCUGCAUGGCAGCAGAGCUCUACCUGGGCCUCCCGCUCUUUCCGGGCGCCUCGGAGCAUGACCUGCUGGUGCGCAUUGUGGAGAUGCUGGGGAUGCCUCCGCCGCACGUGCUGGCGCGCGCGACGCACCUGCGCAAGUACUUCAAGCGCGAGGAGGAGCUGCUGUCCGUUGGGGGCGUCCCCAUGCGCCACCAGAAGUACAGGCUGCGGACGCAGGCUGAGUUUGAGGCGAUGCACGGCGUGAAGGCGCCGGCGGGCAAGCGCUACUUCCAGCACACGAAGCUGCCGGACAUCAUUGGCGCGUACCCCUUCCGCUCGGGGCUGUCCGAGGUGCAGCUGGCCCACGAGACCGAGCGCCGCGAGGCUUUCCUCGACUUCCUCAUGGGGGUCCUGGAGCUCGAUCCGGAGGUGCGCUGGAGCCCGCAGCAGGCGCAGCAGCACCCCUUCCUUACGGGCGCGCGCUUCACAGGCCCCUUCCAGCCG
This is a messenger RNA of Coccomyxa subellipsoidea C-169, 1158 nucleotides long. Its product is annotated as kinase-like protein. Gene Ontology annotation, cellular component: cytoplasm. Lineage: Eukaryota; Viridiplantae; Chlorophyta; Trebouxiophyceae; Coccomyxaceae. The record is from RefSeq and is a predicted model, not a curated record. Gene Ontology annotation, biological process: peptidyl-serine phosphorylation; peptidyl-threonine phosphorylation. The transcript is spliced from 7 exons. The annotation marks the transcript as partial. Gene Ontology annotation, molecular function: protein tyrosine kinase activity; ATP binding; protein serine/threonine kinase activity.